AUGGCCGACACCCUCGCCCUUCUCUCCCGGGUCCACAGCCAACUCGUCCGCACAUCCAACGACCAGAUCAGGGACUUGACCGAGGUGCUCAUCUGCUUCAGCAAGCUCCAGCGCUCCCAGAAGGACCACCCACACCCGGCGUCUCGCGGAUCGGGUGACGACAACACCACCCGCGGCUCGCUCCCGGCCGAGAUAUACAGGUCGGGCAGUCGGGCUAGCCAUAGGUUCAGCCACUCCCACAGCCCCAGCAAGCUCCGCCACACGAUCGACCUGAGCCCGUUGAGCGCGAUCAGCUCGCACGACGACUCGCCGCUCUCGCGCGCCAAGCCCGCCGAGCCGCUGCGUCCCAACACCCGCUCGGCGACGGCUUGUGGGCCCCACCACCAGCGCGCUUCCACCAUCUCCUUCACCCACCACCGCGAGCUGUCCUUCGACGGCCUCCCCGUCCAGCACGUGCGCGCCAAGAACCGCAUGUCGGCCACCUCGAUCCGCAGGAUCGGCCCCGCCCUCUACGGCCCCGGCCCGUCCAACCCCCACCAUGCCUCCUCUUCCUCGCGGCGGCCGGGCGAGGAGGGCGUGGAAGUGGACGAGUUCGGCCUCGUCCGCAGGCCCAGCAUGCUCGCCCUGCGUCCCGACCCGCACCCACGCCCCGAAAGCGCCUGGAGCAGGCCCGAUACCGCCACCACAAGCGUCCGGCGCGGCUCGGCCCACUCCGCUGCAGGCUUCCCCAAGACCCCGCCCCGGCUGCCCACCUCCUCGCUCUCCCAGACCACCGCGCUCUCCAACGUCUCCCCGACGAACCCCGCCCGCGGCUCCGUCGACGGCCCGCGCCGCCUCCUUGCUGCUGCUGGGGGGCUGGACACGGGGGCCCGGCCGCCGAGCUCGAUGGGCCGGAUCCUCGGGCGCGCCAACGGCGUCUUGGCCCGCGUCGACCGCUACCCGUCCAGCGUCGCACUCUCUCGGAUCGGCCUGCGCUCCCGGCACGACCUCCCCCAUCUCCCGAGCGAGGCCGAGGACGACUUCGAGGACGAUGAUCUGCGCUCCGGCGCCGACCGUCGGCGCUGUCGGCCCGGACGCGCGCCGGAUGCCAGCCCUACGCCCGACGCCUAUCGGCGGCCCUCGGACUCGUCCACCCUGGGCGCUGUCCCGGCCCGGUUCCCCCGUCGCUCGUCCCCCCGUCGCUCAUCUCCCCGUCGCUCCUCUCCCCGCCGAACGUCCCCCCGCCGAACGUCUCCCCGCCGAACGUCUCCCGUUGACGGACACAGGACCAGGCCGCGGAAGGCCUCCUUCCAGGCCCUGUUCGGCGGGCUGCGAAGGUCGUCUUCCAGCAUCGCUGCGCUCAACAAAAAGUAG
Molecule: messenger RNA, 1353 nt
Organism: Puccinia triticina
Lineage: Eukaryota; Fungi; Basidiomycota; Pucciniomycetes; Pucciniales; Pucciniaceae
Exons: 2
Coding region: 1-1353 (450 amino acids)
Source: RefSeq, a predicted model, not a curated record